UCGGAUGACGGCUGUCCUUUCACAGCAAAACAACACACACAGAAACACUCGCCUUCUGAAACCCUUGGCUAGCCGGAACGAGGUGAGAGGAUUGACGAAACGAAAUGGGCGUCGGCGGCGUUGUGGUGGAGCUGCCGCUGGGAAAAACGGCAGAGGCGGCGACUUUCGACCUAGAAAAGAACGUGUGCAGCCACGGCCUGUUCAUGAUGGCCCCCAAUUUCUGGGACCCUCUCUCCAGAACCCUACAACGCCCUCUUCUUCUUGAUUCCCAUGAGGAAUAUGGUAAUGGCAGCGCCUCUAGUUCUGUUCUCGUCCGAAUUUCUCAACCCUCUGAUUCUCCUCACUCUCUCCGUCUCCGUGUGUUCGGCGUCGAUUCUCUCUCUCCUCGACACGAGCAAGAGUUGAAGGAUCAAGUGAGGCGAAUGUUGAGAUUGUCAGCGGCGGAAGAGGCGAGUGUGAAGGAGUUUCAGAAGAUGCAUGGAGAAGCGAAGGAGAGGGGUUUUGGGAGAGUGUUUAGGUCGCCAACGUUGUUCGAAGACAUGGUCAAGUGCAUCCUCCUGUGCAAUUGCCAGUGGUCCAGGACACUGAGCAUGGCAAGAGCACUUUGUGAGCUUCAGUUGGAACUGCAGCAUUCAUCAAUCAGUGCACCAGUUGCCAAAGUUGGUAAUAGUAAUACAAAAUCUACAGCUGAGAUCAAGUACUAUGUUCUGAAGACACCCCCGGGAAAAGAAUCAAAGAGGAAGGUAGGAGCAAAACGAGAUUCCACAAUUCUAGGUAGCAGGCUUUUGAACGAAAAAUUACAAAUUGAAGCAGAAGAUGUUGUGAGGAUGGAUUCUGUUGAAACCUCAGACUGCUUGCGAAGGUCAAAGGCACUAUGUCCAAGCAUUUCUUCAAAUGGAGAAGAGUUCCAUAAAUGUUGUGACUCCCAUCAGUGUUCAACUGGAAUUAGUAAAGUUGAUUCAAUUGUAGUUUGUGGAGAACUUUCCUGUGACAUUAGGAUUGGAAAUUUUCCAAGCCCAAGAGAACUAGCAAGUCUUGGCAAAAAGUUUCUGGAAAAGCGCUGCAAUCUUGGCUAUAGAGCAAUUCGUAUAUUAAAACUUGCUCAGAGUAUUGUCGAAGGCAAAAUCCAACUUAGGGAACUUGAAGAAGCUUGUAGUGAACCAAGCUUAUCAAACUACAGCAAGCUUGCUGAUCAACUGAAUGAAAUCUACGGAUUUGGCCCCUUUACAUGUGCCAAUGUACUCAUGUGCAUGGGAUUUUACCAUGUGAUUCCAACUGAUUCUGAAACAGUUAGGCACUUAAAACAGGUCCUCUGUUGGGUUUUUUUUUUUGAACUCGUGCAUUCUUACCCUCUGGGAAAUGUCUUUGAUUCUCUUCAAUCUUUGUUAGUACAGGUUCAUGCAAUAGAUUCCACCAUUAGAUCAGUUCAAGGAGAUGUUGAAGCGGUGUAUGGAAAGUAUGCACCAUUCCAGUUCUUGGCGUAUUGGUCAGAAGUGUGGCAAUUCUAUGAGGAAUGGUUUGGAAAGCUGAGUGAAAUGCCUCACUCUGAUUAUAAAAAUAUUACGGCUGCAAAUAUGAGGCCCAAGGGUAACAAAAGUAAGAGGAUUAAGAUAUCCCAAAAGCAGCCGCGAAAGUAGGACCGACUUUAUGAGACAAUGUGAGCCAAAAUCCUUUUGCUGCAUGCUGAUUUUUGUACCACUACGUAUAUGCAUACAGUUGCUGUGAUUGUUUCUACACGGCAUUCAACACUAGGAACAUCAUCCCAAGUUAUUUAACGCAAUGUUUGCUAUUAUAAAUCUACUUUUUGGAAUUUGGAAGAUUCCCAAUCGAUUGGUGAAGUUGGAUAC
Messenger RNA from Rhododendron vialii, 1847 nucleotides. RefSeq lists its product as uncharacterized. The transcript has 4 exons. Gene Ontology annotation, molecular function: 8-oxo-7,8-dihydroguanine DNA N-glycosylase activity. The record is from RefSeq and is a predicted model, not a curated record. Bases 105 to 1637 code for a protein of 510 amino acids. Gene Ontology annotation, cellular component: nucleus. Gene Ontology annotation, biological process: DNA repair; base-excision repair, AP site formation. Lineage: Eukaryota; Viridiplantae; Streptophyta; Magnoliopsida; Ericales; Ericaceae.